AUUUCAUAUUACAAUUAAAUUUAUUUAUUUAAAUUUAAUUUUUUAUGCAUGAAUAAUAUUAGAAAAACAAUUAAAGUCGUAGAUUUUAUACAACUUGUAUUUUAUACAUGCUUUCAUUUUGUCGAUGUGAAACAUUUCGCAUUUCUAAUGUCGUUUAAAAUCAGCUAUUGUAUAGCUAUAGAAAAUUUACACAUAAAUUGAAAUUUGUAGAAAUCUAUGAUUUGAUUAGACUUACUAUUCUAUCGUCCGUCACGUGCGUUAAUGUACUGCACGUGCACUGUUGCUAAAAGGAAGAAAAGACUCGGAAAGAAAAUCAAUAAGUUGAAAUACGCAAAGUUACUAAAUGAAACGGAACAACGCAAAAGUAUAAUUUUUCUCUUCUUCUGUAUUUACUCAUUAUUUUCUGUACUUUGAGUCUCAUCGAUUACUAUUCGAACUUUAUGUACUUUCUGCUUGUAUAUUAACUGUAAUAUUUUUUUUUAUUACGUUGUAGGAAGCGACGAGUAGAGAGAUGAAUGGUGAAGAUCCCUCGAACAAAAUAUUCUUUUUUUCCUUUUCUCUUUUUUUUCUGUUUUCUAGCAUCUAAAACCGUUAGAGUAUAUAAUCAUGAUCAUAAUAUAGGUGCUUUCGAUUUCCUUGAACACGCGAUUUCCACGCAGGCUAAAAAAUUUUCUUAUGAUUAUUACUCUGAAUUUAACAUUCGAUGUGCGUAUAGUACACCUACAUUUGCUUGAAUUUUUAAAGCAAAUUGCUCAUUUCUUGACCGACCAGUAGGGCCAUCGAGAGGUAGUCUUUUAAUUUUUUUUUCUACGAGCGUUACAGUAGAAAAGCCACAGCAAUUGCAUAUGAAAUUUAAACCUACAUGCAGAUAUUUAAUAAUUGUGAGGAGAUUAGAAUAUGUUCUUUGUUUUGCCUUCUCUCAAAGAUUUUUAUUUUGUGCAGUGACGAUCAGUACUAUACAUCGUACGAAUGAUCAGUUUUAUUCAGUGAUACUCUUUAGUCAUUCGUACAUUUUUUUAACGGAGAUAAACAGAAAUAAAAAGGUGAAAACAAAAAGAACAUGAAACAAACACCUACAAGUACCAUCAAUCGAGCCAUAGAAAUUCCGCUUCGAAUUUUUGGUAUCUGGCCAGGAUCAUCAUACAUUCUAUUUUGUAGACUUUUUUGGACGAUUACAAUAGCGGCUAUUCAAUCUUUCCAAUAUCGAUAUGUUAUUAAGCGCUUAUAUACUGUCGAUCUGUCCGAUCUGAUGGAAUGCCUAAGUGUUACCUUAACGUAUAGUCAAUUUUUUUUUAAAAUCAUCAAUUUUUGGCUUAAUCAGCGAACAUUGGACAAGAUAUUGGCGAUGAUGGCGAUGGAUUGGAAGAAAAGCAGCAAUACCGAUUUUAGUAAACGUGCGACGAUCGGCAAAGCCAUUCUAUCGCAUAAUAUUUCUAAUUUAUGUUUUGGUAGUGUUGUAAUAGCCGUAAUAUUUUAUACUGUUAGCGUUUUCACUUACAACUCGUUUAAUCUAGACGAAACUGAUAUAUCCAUGCGACCGCUAAUUCUAAAGAUGGAUUUUCCAUUCAGCGGUGAUACACGAUUUGUUUAUGAAAUUAUAUUGCUUUCACAAGGUUUUUGUACAGUACUCACUGCUUGUGGCAAUGUCAUGCUGAAUACUCUCCUUAUUGUCUUGGUACUACAUUUAGGUGGCCAAAUCGAAAUUCUCAGUAAAUGGAUAACAGAAGUUAUUUCAGACGAAAACGAAUAUAAACUAAACCUAACAAUAGUAGGGACAAUAAUUGAAAAACAUCAGAAUAUUAUUACUUUUUCAAAAAGUAUCGAAAAUAUAUUUUCCGACAUUACGUUGGUUCUAUUUGUAGCAGACACUUUGACUAUCUGUAGUAUCGGUUUUGUACUGGUUACGUCCAUUGGAAGACCUGAUGCUGUUUCGAUUGUAAUGAAGAUUCUUGGAUUUUACUUUAUAAUAAAUUUUGAAGUAUUUAUGUUCUGUUUUGCUGGAGAGUACUUAAGCUCUAAGAGUAAAGUAAUCGGUGACGCUGCAUACAGUUCUCGUUGGUAUCAAUGCAAAUUUCAAGACAGCCGGGUUAUCUUGUUUCUGAUAAUGAGAUCGCAAAAUCAAAUGUCGAUUACAGUUGGGAAAUUUAUGGAUCUUUCCUUCGAACGAUUUGUCAGCAUUUUGAAAGCUUCAGCAUCCUACGUAUCGUUUAUGCUAGCAUUAUAUUGAAGACAAUGUAAGUGUUUAAUACAAUAACCGUAAUAGAAUAGUAACUCAUAUGUUAAGUAUAAACAUUGAAUAAAAGUAUUUUACUGUAAUCGUAUUACUGUAAUCGCAUAUUUUGU
Messenger RNA from Monomorium pharaonis (pharaoh ant), 2343 nucleotides. Its product is annotated as odorant receptor 4-like. Gene Ontology annotation, cellular component: plasma membrane. The transcript is spliced from 6 exons. Gene Ontology annotation, biological process: sensory perception of smell; detection of chemical stimulus involved in sensory perception of smell. Gene Ontology annotation, molecular function: olfactory receptor activity; odorant binding. The record is from RefSeq and is a predicted model, not a curated record. NCBI's taxonomy places the organism in Eukaryota, Metazoa, Arthropoda, Insecta, Hymenoptera, Formicidae. The coding region runs from base 1061 to 2227 and encodes 388 amino acids.